Molecule: messenger RNA, 1593 nt
Organism: Naegleria lovaniensis
Lineage: Eukaryota; Heterolobosea; Eutetramitea; Acrasida; Naegleriidae
Exons: 2
Coding region: 1-1593 (530 amino acids)
Biological process (GO): mitochondrial magnesium ion transmembrane transport
Cellular component (GO): mitochondrial inner membrane
Molecular function (GO): magnesium ion transmembrane transporter activity
Source: RefSeq, a predicted model, not a curated record
AUGAAGACAUCUUCUCAUCGACUUUCUUAUCUCAACCUCCCGAAGACUUCAGGUUCGGUUGGGCAGGCAACAACAUUGCCUACAACAGUAACUUUGGCACUCAGGACGCUCGGAAUGACUUCUAAAACUUCAACGGCCUCUAUUUUCUUGAAAUCAAGUCAUACGAGCGUCAUGGCUUUUUCGGAAUCUAAAAGAAUGUGUUCUGCCCGAUAUGGAUACAGUCGUGAGAAUAUAUUUUCUUCAUCAACGGUUUGCAAUACGACACUGCCUUCAACCCGAACUGAAAACUUGUGUAAAAACAGCAAUCAAAACCUAAUUUUUCUUGAGAACACUCAACAUGAGUCUAUAAAACGAAAUUUCCGACGACAUACUGCCUUCGGUAAUAAAACAGAAGACAAAUCAAAAGGAAGAUGGGAUAGCACGAUGGACACAAUUGAUCCUGGAAUUAAGACAGUGGCAAAAGAAAAUGCACCCAGUUUUGCUCCCGUUUCUUUGAAUUCAACAAGUAUUUCACAUAAAUGGAACGUCGUUGAAUUUGACGAUCAAGGAAAUGUAAGAAUGUCACAAAUUAAACGAAGUGAACUCUACACGAAAUAUGGUUUACAAGGAAGAGAUAUAAGAACAUUAGUGAGCAACAUGAACUUUCCUACCAUACUUGCUCGUGCCAAUUGUAUAAUAGUUUCUAUUAGCAAUAUAAGUGCAAUAAUCACCCAUGAACGACUUUAUCUACUAAAGAGCGACUAUUCGAAUAAUUUAGAUCCUACUUUCAUCAGAUUUGUUCAACAAUUUUUAAUUUAUUACGCCAAAUCUAAGGAAGUGAACAAGUACAGCUUUGAUGAGACGCCCUAUGGAUUUUUCGAACAGUCUUAUGCGCUACCAUUUGAAUUUCGAGUUUUGGAAUGUAUUUUGCACAAAGUAUGUGCCACAAUUGAAAAAGAUAGAAACGACGUGCAAGAACGAGUAAGCCAAAUUUUAGCAGCUCCCGACUACACAAGUGAGGAAGUUCUCUAUCAAAUUUUGCAAUGCAAGCAAAAAUUAACACGAUUCAAAACAUUUGUCACAGAAUUACAUGAAACUAUUGAAAAUAUUCUAGAUGCUGAUGACGAUAUGGCAAGGAUGUACCUCACAGAAAAAAUUGUGUUUCAAAAGCCAAGAGAAGUUGCUCAACAUGAGGAAAUUGAAAUGUUGUUGGAAACAUAUCAAAACAGAGUGGAAAAUGUGAUCAAUUCUAUUGACGACAUGAGAGAAGAUCUUGAUGACACUCAGGAAUUUCUUGAAGUAUGUUUGGACAGCAUCCGUAACAGAAUGAUGGAAAUGGAAUUGAAAUUAGCGAUUGGUGCCUUUGCUCUUACCUUUGGAACGUUAUUAGUUGGAGCAUUUGGUAUGAACUUAAUGUCCCAUUUGGAAGAUCAUCCUUUUGCAUUUUAUUAUACUUCAGGAAUGGUCGCUCUUGCAACCAUUAGUCUUUUUGUCAUUACCUUCUUACUAUGCAAGAGAAGAGGCAUUUUCAAAAGUACUUACGUUACUGAAAAGCGAAAAGAACUUCGUCAAGUCAUUACAUCAAAACUUGGCAAUAACUGUGGUGACAUGUAG